This is a messenger RNA of Carassius carassius (crucian carp), 963 nucleotides long. RefSeq names its product small integral membrane protein 5 (gene smim5). The record is from RefSeq and is a predicted model, not a curated record. The coding region runs from base 222 to 431 and encodes 69 amino acids. Lineage: Eukaryota; Metazoa; Chordata; Actinopteri; Cypriniformes; Cyprinidae. The transcript is spliced from 4 exons.
UGCCGAGCAACACACAAACGUAAACAAAGGUGUAUGUGGAGUAAUUUACAACAGGUCCGACCGCAGCUCAGCCAAUCAGAAUCAAGGACCAGAACUAACCGUUGUAUAAGUGCAAAUUCAUUCUCGGCCUUCUUUCGGAUCGGCAGAUAAGAAACCCCACAUACACAGCAGCGCUGCGUUCACGGAGUUUACUUCAUUAGCUAUCGUUACACUGAGUCAGAAUGAGCGCUUCAGAGGAAAUCACGGGGAUCCUCCAGAACGUCUGGACCAAACUGCAGGCUCUUCCUCAAGCCCACCCGCUCACGCAGACGGCGUUUCUCAUCCUCCUGCUGUUCUUCUUGACGUUCGUGGCUCUGAUCGUGACUGGAUGUGUUUAUGGGCGCUGUGGCUGCUGUACGACAGUGAGCAAAAACAGAGUCUCGGCCGUCUGAAACAUGGGCUCAGCAAUAAAGAGGAAGAUGGCAGCAGACCACAGUGGGCUAAAAUAAAAUGUGAUGGUGGCACACACUUUAAGCUGAAUAUAAACAACACUCAUCAGCGACAGUGCUGAAGCAGAUCUUUAAACACAGAAACAAGUGUUUGGCUGAGAAAAAUGCUCCCCGUAAUUAUGAACGUUACAAAUAAACACCAAAUUCCCAACCUCUCUUCUUAUGGGAAUGCAACCACUAUGAACCCCGAGCCAAAUACUGUCCUCUGGUGUUUGCUCACACAACUGCAGAGAUGAAGAAACCAGAGGGGGACAGUUUUGUGCUGAUCAAAUGAUGCUCAUCAAAGAAUCCAGAAAAAAUUAAAACGUAUAAAAAAUGAUCAAAUAUACAAAAAUAUAUAUAUAAUAACUUGUGUAUUUUUAUAUUGUUUCAAAUUAUAUGUAUUAAAUGGAUAUAAAGUGAGCUAUAGGUAUUCAUGCAUGUUUGUUUUUGAACUUCACUAUUCUGUUUUAUUAAACAUUUAUUACAAUCUGAA